AUGCUAACACCCUGGGUAAUUGAAAAACUACAACACCUGGCACUCGACUACGUCAAGAUCAAUUGUCCAAAUGGAGACUGCUAUGGCUGGCUUGCCGUCCACCGAAUCAAUUUCGCUCUCGGUCUCUUCCACAUUGUCCUCGCUGGCAUGCUUUUCGGAGUAACAUCUUCUAAACAUCCUCGUGCGGCCGUUCAGAAUGGUUAUUGGGGCCCCAAAGUCAUCGUGUGGCUAGCCCUCAUUAUUGUUUCCUUCCUGAUACCAAAUGAGUUCUUCAUAUUCUGGGGAAACUAUGUUUCUCUGGUGUGCGCCAUGUUGUUUUUGGUCCUCGGUCUAGUCCUUCUUGUUGACUUGGCACAUACAUGGGCUGAAUAUUGUCUGGGGCAGAUCGAGGAUACGGAUUCUAGAUUCUGGAGGUUCGUGCUUAUUGGAUCCACUCUUGGGAUGUACCUUGGGUCCAUCGCGAUGACUGUGGUUCAGUACAUUUUCUUUGCUCAGGGAGACUGCCACAUGAACCAAGCCGUCAUCACGAUGAACCUUCUUUUCUGGCUGGCCGUCUCUUUCAUUUCCGUCAAUGGAAAGGUGCAGGAAUUCAAUCCGAAAGCUGGCCUCGCGCAGGCUGCCAUGGUCUCAGUGUACUGCACCUACCUGACGAUGUCUGCCGUAUCAAUGGAACCUGACGACAAGCACUGCAACCCACUGAUCCGAGCACAGGGUACCAGGACAACUUCUGUCGUGAUCGGCGCCAUCGUGACAAUGCUAACAGUAGCAUAUACAACCACUCGUGCAGCUACACAGAGUCUGGGUCUCGGGGGCGGUGUGGGUGGAGUACGUUUACCUGACGAUGAUGAACACGGCCUGGUCACUCAACAGCCAAGUGCCAGACGAGAGAUGAGGGCAGAGGCGCUGCGCCGGGCCGUUGAAGAGGGUAGUUUACCGGCUGAUGCCCUCCUUUCAGAUGAUGACAGUGUUUCGGAGGAGACCAUACCGCAUGAUGACGAGCGUUCUCGAACCCAGUACAGCUAUACUGUCUUCCAUAUCAUCUUCUUCCUCGCUACGGCCUGGGUAGCAACCUUGUUAACUAUGCAGUAUGAGGAGAGCACCAGGGGUCGUCGCGAUUUCGCCACUGUGGGCCGCACCUAUGCGGCGAGUUGGAUCAAGAUAGUCAGCGCCUGGGUGUGUUAUGGGCUGUACAUCUGGAGCUUAGUUGCACCCAUCGUUCUUCCUGACCGAUUUGACUUGCCAUAG
Molecule: messenger RNA, 1245 nt
Organism: Metarhizium album ARSEF 1941
Lineage: Eukaryota; Fungi; Ascomycota; Sordariomycetes; Hypocreales; Clavicipitaceae
Product: TMS membrane protein/tumor differentially expressed protein
Exons: 1
Coding region: 1-1245 (414 amino acids)
Cellular component (GO): membrane
Source: RefSeq, a predicted model, not a curated record